Molecule: messenger RNA, 1319 nt
Organism: Hordeum vulgare subsp. vulgare (domesticated barley)
Lineage: Eukaryota; Viridiplantae; Streptophyta; Magnoliopsida; Poales; Poaceae
Exons: 6
Coding region: 62-1093 (343 amino acids)
Source: RefSeq, a predicted model, not a curated record
CGUCCGUCCAUCCGAUUGGCAGAAGCCCUCCCCUGUCAGCCGCCAGGCGCCGGUGCCAACCAUGCCGAAAGGUCCGAUGACCAGGCAACGGACGCGCACCCCCGACCCUCCGCCGGCGGAGCUGGGGCUCAUUGUUUCUCCCUCCUCUUCGCACGUGAUGCCGCAGCCCCCUACGGGGACGCAGACGGACGCUUGCGACGGCGAUGAGGGGGCCCCGGAGGAGUUCAGGAUAUACGCCGAUGAAGAACUGGAGGAGAAGAUCAAGCGCUCGAGCCGCAAACAGACGUUUGCGCUACCCGACGGGGGUGAGAAGAUGCGCAAGUUCGUCUACAGGAUGAGGAAGGAGCUUGAUCGCCGCCGCGCUGCCCGGCCGAGGAAGGUUGACACGGGUCACGAACAGGCGGUGCAGAUAAUCAGUGGGGAUGAUCCUUGCACCUUAAUGCCGCCGCCAAUGGAGAACACAAGUAAUCAUGCUCCCGACAAGUUACAGGAGUCCGUCUGCCAGGUGGAGAAGGAACUUGAUCACCGACUCACUGCUGGGCCGGGGAAGGUUGACACAGGUGAUGGACAAGCGGUAAAGAUAGUCGGCGGGAAUGAUUCCCACACCUUAAUGCCACCGCCAGUGGAUAAUGCAAGUAAUCAUGCUAGGGUCAUUAACAGUGAGCCUACUGAUGGCGGCUUAAACCCUCUUGCCUCUCCUAAUCUGGAGGGACAAGCGGUAACAAGUACUAAUGUAGGGGCUGAAGAAGUUCAACCCACAGCAUACACAUGCCCAAGGCAGAAAGGAGAGGAUACUGGAAACAAAGGCCAGCUGAGUCAGAUGGCCAUGCUACUUGAGGUUGAGAAUUUCUUAGAAUUAAAUAUGAAGCAAAUACAAAAACUGGUGGAAGAAGUUAAGGAGGCGCCCAAGCAGGAGGACAGAUUUACAAUUGAGAAGUGCGUGGCUGCGUUGGAGGCAAUUGAAGAGCUCACUGAUGUGGAAAAGGCGAAGGCCUUAAGGCUGUUCAAAUGCAGUCUGAACCGUGAGAUUUUUAUGAGCACAAAGAGUGCAACUGUCCGGCUCAUAUGGUUGAAAAGGGAAAUUGAUGCUUAGCCAACUUCUAGCUGUGGUACUGGACUAGAAGGGUAGUGCGCGCUUUGCUGCUCAACUUAUCUUCGUGGAAAUGCACAUGUUUUAUUUUUAUAUGCUAGGGUUGUUUGACGUGUUGGCAAAACAACGAAGAGUUUUUCGUAAUGUGAUGUUUGGGUGGUUACUUUUUGACCGUGUGAUUGGGAGGCAGCUUGUAAUGACUGUACACACGUGAGGGAGUUACUUCUUA